UCCUCCUGCCUCCUGAGCUUGGGUGUUGCUCCUCACUGCAGGACACCUCCCAGCCAGUUCAUACCGCUGGUGUCCACAGCAACGCUCCUGGUCCCCAAGUGUCAUCACUGGCUGCUGCGUCUCGAAUGAAAUGCAGGCCAUCAAGUGUGUGGUGGUGGGUGAUGGGGCUGUGGGCAAGACAUGCCUUCUCAUCAGCUACACCACCAAUGCCUUCCCUGGAGAGUACAUCCCCACUGUGUUUGACAACUAUUCGGCCAAUGUGAUGGUGGACAGUAAGCCUGUGAACCUGGGGCUAUGGGACACCGCAGGCCAGGAGGACUAUGACCGCCUCCGGCCACUCUCCUACCCGCAGACGGAUGUAUUCCUCAUCUGCUUCUCACUCGUCAGCCCGGCCUCCUAUGAGAACGUCCGAGCCAAGUGGUUCCCUGAGGUACGACACCACUGCCCCAGCACUCCUAUCAUCCUGGUUGGUACCAAGCUGGACCUGCGGGAUGACAAGGACACCAUUGAGAAGUUGAAGGACAAGAAGCUGGCUCCCAUCACCUACCCACAGGGCCUGGCACUGGCAAAGGAUAUUGAUUCAGUGAAGUAUCUGGAAUGUUCUGCACUCACCCAGCGAGGCCUGAAGACCGUCUUCGAUGAGGCCAUCAGGGCUGUCCUGUGCCCACAGCCUACUCGACAGCAGAAGCGUCCCUGCAGCCUGCUCUAGAGGUCUCAUUCCAGUCCUCCUGCCCUGAUGGUCUUGACCCUCCAGGGUUCCUACCAAAGCCCAACGAUGCGCUGAUGGAGCAUGCCAUCCCCUCCUUGUGGUGUUUCUUCCCAGACAGCUGCAGAACUUGCCUAUCUCCUCAGUGGAGAUCCCCUGGGGAUGGAGGAUGUUGAUAGGCCACAUCCUAUCUGGAAUACUCCUGUGUUCCCAGGGACCAAAGGGAGCCCCAGGACUCAGCCAGCCAUCCUUAUAUCAUACAGUGCCAUACACCCACCUUCUCCAGGCCUUCCUGACUCCCUCUUGAAGUUUCUAGUUCCCAUGGCCUGCCACCAUCAUGUGUCUUCAGGGACAGGCUCUCUUGCUCCAAUACCCCCAAUUCACAUUGUUGGAGUCAUCUCUCUCCCAGAAACAAAGGGAGAGAUGUGUGAGUCUGCUUCUCUGUUCUCCUUCUUCAGAAAAAAACACAGAACAAAUCCAUUUCUGUACAUUUCUUGUCUGCCCAGCCAAGUGAGGGGUCCAGCCUACCCCUACCAUCUUUCAAGACUUCCCACUUUAUUCAAGGGGUCCUGAGCUGUAUUUUCUUGACUGUCCACCUCACCCUGCCAGCCAGGAGCAGAACCACUGCAGAUAGAAAAUACAGCUCUCUUGCUUAUGCAGAAAAUAAAUAUAUGGUUUGAGUUGGAA
This is a messenger RNA of Phodopus roborovskii (desert hamster), 1393 nucleotides long. It is a transcript of the gene Rac2, whose product is annotated as Rac family small GTPase 2. The transcript is spliced from 7 exons. Bases 131 to 709 code for a protein of 192 amino acids. The record is from RefSeq and is a predicted model, not a curated record. NCBI's taxonomy places the organism in Eukaryota, Metazoa, Chordata, Mammalia, Rodentia, Cricetidae. Gene Ontology annotation, biological process: small GTPase-mediated signal transduction. Gene Ontology annotation, molecular function: GTPase activity; GTP binding.